Messenger RNA from Seminavis robusta, 4608 nucleotides. NCBI's taxonomy places the organism in Eukaryota, Bacillariophyta, Bacillariophyceae, Naviculales, Naviculaceae. The record is from the annotation of a GenBank genome assembly.
CAACGUGACAAACGAAACUCGAGAGCAAUCAACUCUCAUUAUUCUUCUUGCUUGGCCACCACAUGUACCGGUAGACUGGUCGGCAUCAUCUCAUCUCACUCACCUACCUGCUGAUCCUUUCCAUCAACACAGAUCCAACACAAUCCAACACAAACCAAGCAACUGAAAUUGAGAAAAAAGAGACCAAGCAAGAUGACGAUAUCGAAGAAAGAGAUGAGUGGAGAAGUGGAUGUGGAUGAGUUGAUGGAAGCCAUGGAAUCCAAUAAUACGAAUGUGGACAAGAAUAUUAUUUCCGUCCGACCCCAAGAAACGGUUGCGACGACCAGUGACAGCAGCAGCAAGGAUGCUUACUCCCUGGUGGGACAAGAUCUUGUCUGGAGUGGUGUGGGCUUGAGACUGUUGGAAAAGAAAAAUGGAGGCGACACCAAGCUGCACAUUCUCAAGGAUGUCUGGGGCAAAGCAGAAGCUGGAAAAACCACAGCCAUCAUGGGAGCUUCCGGGGCCGGCAAAACCAGUCUCUUUCAAACAUUAGCAGGUCGCAUUCCCAGCAGUGGCAAGUUGCGGUCGGAAGGAGACAUUUUCCUCGGUGGCGCGCGCUUUGAUCCCACCCAACGAGAUCAACGCAAAUUGAUUGCCUACGUCUCGCAAGAAGAUGCAUUGCAGGAAUCCAGUACGCCUCGGGAAGCCAUUUAUUUCAGUGCCCGAUUGCGAUUGCCAAAACGAGUAUCCGACGAGGAAUGCACCGAAAUUGUCAAUGCCAUUUUGACCGAAUUGGGAUUGGACGAUGCUGCCGAUACACUAAUUGGGGGUGGAUUCAACAAGGGGAUUUCGGGAGGAGAAAAACGACGCGUCUCGAUUGGAGUCGAGUUGGUGGCCAAACCGACCCUGAUCUUUUUGGACGAACCAACAUCCGGUUUGGAUUCCUUUGCCGCCGCACAAGUCAUGAAAUUGUUGAGCCGAGUUGCACAUCACGGCAGUACGGUACUCUUUACCAUCCAUCAACCCUCCUCCAACAUUUUUGGUACAUUUGAUCGACUCAUUCUGCUCAACAAGGGCCGCGUCAUGCAUCAGGGAGAAGUGGCCAACUUGGCACGCGAUUUUGAGCAAUACGGAUAUCCCGUGCCCAAUCAAUAUAAUCCCGCCGAUUGGGUCAUUGAUAUCGCGCAAGGGAUCACAUUGGAAGAAUUGGAAAAGGCACACUUUUUUGCAAGUGCCCCCGACAAUCUACUACUCGCUGCUAGAAAGGAGGAUGCUGCUGAAACGGUGGAAACUCCACAAGACGAACACGUGUCCAUGUGGACCGAGUUUGUCAUGUUGCAGAACCGGGAAAUGGCCGACCUUCGUCGAAAUCCGGCCUUUAUCGUCAUCAGUAUCGUCGUGACGGGAAUCUUGUCCUUGAUCUUUGGAGUCAUCUUUUUUGAUAUUGGUCGCCAGGAUCGGUCCGAGUACACAGUGAUUCAAUCUCAACUCGGGGCAGUGGUCAAUGUGUUGAUUUCGACAAUGAUGGGGCAAAGCAACCCCGCCAUGUUGACCUUCAGCAAAGAUCGGCCCGUCUUUCUUCGGGAAUUCUCCACGGACCACUACACGGUCAUUCCUUACUUUCUAUCCAAGCUUUGGAGAGAAAUGUUCAACACACUCAUCGCAACUCUCUCGCAGGCAUUGGUUAUUUACUGGAUGAUGGGCUUUCAAAUGAGCUUUGGGCAGCUCUUUGCCAUCACGUAUGCUCUGUCAUUGACAGCCACAGCGGUUGCCGUGAUGCUGGGAGCCUGUUUUGAUGAUGUCCAAAAUGCAUUGACUCUAUUCACGCUUGUGGUCGUUCCACAGUUUUUCUUCUCGGGACUCUUUAUUGCCAUUGAAUUGAUUCCGAGUUGGGUUUCGUGGGCACAGUACGUAUGCUCCUUGACGUAUGCCGCUCGACUGGGCUUUGCCUACGAGUUUGCGGACUGCGAACCGGGUGAUGCCGCCGCCAAUUGCGCAGCGGUCUUGGCUGCAAACAAUGUCGACAAAGACAGCACAUGGUGGUAUUGGUUGGCCUUGCUGGGUCUCUUCGUCAUGUUUCGGGGCUUUGGUGCCCUGAUCCUGCGUUACAAAGCCACCUACUAAGUUGUUCUAUUUUCAGUGCCAUUUGACGUAUACCAGCUACAAACGAAAGAGAUAUCCCGGAGGAAGAGGAUGACUGUGCUUUUGCAUCUUUGCGAUGCAGCCAAUGGUGCAAAGAAUGAGAGCCUUGUCCCCAAUGACCGAUUGCCACAUAGCACUAGUACUAGUACUGUACAGAUCGUGCCCAGUCUGCCUGCCAAAACAUGUUGAUAUCUUAGCUAUAGCUAUAGCUAGAAGAGUCAAAGGGCGCGACAACUGACCGAGACAACGGAAUUAACAGGAACUUCCAACAGAGCUAAACCAAUUGACAAACCUUAAAGAGGUGCAUUUGGAAGGAUGAAUCAGCUCACGGGCACGGUCCCCGAAGGGAUUUUUGUUUCCCAAACUCUGUCAGUGGGUUGUGGUGUAACAUGUGCUGCAACCAACUGUCCAUGUAUAAGAGUAGAUGAAAGUGUUCCUUGUCCAGCAUUGCCAACUACAUCACCUAUUGAAUCACCCACCAACCUCCCAACACAAUCACCUCCAACAGAAUCCCCAACAGAGCCAUCUCUGGCCCCAAGCAGGUCACCCACAGAGACACCAACUCAAUUGCCAACGGGAACUCCACAGAGUCCAAGACAGAUUCACCUGACGGGCCGAAUACCUUCAGAGCUUCAGGCAUUGACAUUGUUGACAGUUCUUUGGGUGUGGGUUAAUCAGCUGUCAGAUACAAUCCCCACCCAGCUGGGAUCUCUGACAAUGGUGACUUCAUUGGGGUUGGAAUCCAACAUGUUUACACUUUCAAUCCCCUCAGAGCUUGGUCAACUUACCAGGCUCACUUCUUUGAAUCUUGCUGGUAACCAACUGACUGGGACCAUUCCAAGUACUUUUGGAUCUCUGACAGCAAUGAGUUUCUUUGGGUUGAACCACAAUGGCUUGACUGGGAACAUUCCAACUCAUCUGGGAAUGAUGACUUCAGUGUCAACUUUGAGGUUAAAUUCAAAUCAACUGAGUGGUACUAUUCCAAAUGAGCUUAGCUCAAUGACAAACCUUCGAGAAGCAUAUUUGCAGGAUAAUCAGCUGAGUGGAACAGUCCCAGAUGGACUUUGUGUCUCUGGGACUAUGUAUGUAGACUGAGGAGUGACCUGUGCUGCCAACAGUUGUGCAUGCACCAAUGUGUAUGGUGUUUACGAUGAUCCUUGUCCACUAACAGCUUCUCCGUCAGUUUCACCUUCAAUCAGUCCAAGUGUAUCACUCAGUUCAAGUGCAUCACCAUCACAUACUCCAUCGGUUUCUCCAUCAGCUUUGCCUUCUCUCAGUCCAAGUGAAAGAGCAACAGAACCACCAACAGUUUCUCCAUCAUCUCAACCUUCGGUCAGCGUAUCACCAACACAACUGUGGACAGCCUCACCUUCUGCCAAUCCAAGUGGAUCUGUCACAGAGGUGGAAAUCUUUGGCCAAAUCUACAACAUCGACAGCACGAAAAGGCUAGAUGGGUUUCAUUACUGGUCCAAUCCCCACAGAAGUUGGUCUACUUACCAAGCUUACCUGCCAAUGAACUGACAGGCCUGCUCCCCACAGAAGUUGGCCUUCUUACCUGGCUUCACCUCUUGUCAUUUGGUAGCAACAAUUUGACAGGUCCACUCCCAACGGAACUCGGUCUACUGACUGGGCUCUUUACCUUGUAUUUGUUUUCCAAUGAACUGUCAGGUCCAAUCCUCGAAGAGCUUGGUCAGCUGACAGAGCUUGGUCAGCUGAGCUUGUCGGAAAACCAGAUCACUGGCCAAAUUCCUCCAGCCCUUGGUCUGCUCACAGACCUCAAGAGGCUGGGUUUGAAUUCCAAUCAAUUGACAGGUCAGAUACCUGCAGAUGAACUUGAAGCUUGGACAGAGCUAGAGGAUCUGGAUAUGUUUUCAAAUCUUCUGACUGGAAGCCUCCCAACCCAUCUUGAAUCCAUUACAGCAAUGACUUCUUUGCCGUUGGAUUCCAAUCGUUUUACAGGUCCAGUCCCUACGCGACUUGGGUCUUUGACAGACUUAAAUACCUUGAGGUUGGGUCUCAAUUUUUUGACGGGCCCAAUCCCCACGGAGCUUAGCCUUCUUACUGAGCUAAAUAGCUUGGAAAUGGGCUCCAAUGAACUGUCUGGCCCAAUUCCCACCGAGCUUGGAUCUCUGACCAAACUGAAACAUAUUUAUAUGGCACGUGGCCAACUAACUAGCGCCAUUCCUCUUCAUCUUGGAUCUCUCACUGCACUUCAAAACUUGGGGUUGCAUGCUAACCAGCUCACUGGAACUAUUCCUACAGAGCUCAGUCAAAUGAAAAGCCUAGAAAGAUUUUGCUUUAUGAUAUUCAGCUCAGUGGCACAGUUCCAGAUGGGUUUUGUGUUUCUAUGUCUCUGAUGAUAGACUGUGGAGUGAUGUGUGCGGCAAACAGUUGCCCAUGCACCAAUGUGGGUGAUCCUUGUCCUGACACACCAACACAACCACCUGAUCCUCAACCAGCACCAGCACCAGCACCAGCACCAGCACC